Colletotrichum gloeosporioides is the source of this 276-nucleotide messenger RNA. RefSeq lists its product as uncharacterized. The record is from RefSeq and is a predicted model, not a curated record. NCBI's taxonomy places the organism in Eukaryota, Fungi, Ascomycota, Sordariomycetes, Glomerellales, Glomerellaceae. Bases 1 to 276 code for a protein of 91 amino acids. The transcript has a single exon.
AUGAUGCACAUGCGCCCAGAAUCUACUCCUCCUCCUGCUCCUGGUCCCGGUCCCGGUCCCGGCCCUGGACAACUACCCACGACAACUACACUCUCGAGUCUCGACGCCGCCGCCACGCACAGGCAUGUACGAAUACCUACCAAGAACGAGAUGCUCGCUCGCACUCGUAUGUACUUACACCUUGACCCUGACCUUGCCAAACCCUCGUCAUCUUGUGCGGGUACGGAUACCUCGACGGCCCUGACCCGCCCUGGCCUGGACUCGACCCGACCCUAA